Blepharisma stoltei is the source of this 2859-nucleotide messenger RNA. Lineage: Eukaryota; Ciliophora; Heterotrichea; Heterotrichida; Blepharismidae. The record is from the annotation of a GenBank genome assembly.
AUGGAUAAUUUUACAAAUUUUGACUCGGCAACUGCAUUAGCUAUAGAGAGUGAAAGAAUAAAUGCACAUCUAGAAUUUGAAAAUUUGAAAGUAGAAAGCCACCAAGGCAACGAUUUUGAGAUUUCGCCAUGAUUUGGAGGAGUUUAUGAUCAAUUCCAAAGAAUAAAACUCAAAGAUGCGACUCAAAGCAUCCCAAAAGAUAGUAUUGCAAAUACCAAUUCUCCAGCUGAACUAAAUAAAACUGAAAGGAAAAUUCACAGCCGAACUGGCUCUAUUUCUCAAGCUACUAACUUCAUGAAAUAAGCAUGCAGAUUUUUUCUAAAAAUAUAUUACAGAUUCUUAUUAUGUAUUGCAAUAAUUUCUUAUCAUGCAUAUGCAUGUCAUUUUGAAUUUGGUAUGUGAAAACCAAAUAUGCGCUUCAAAACGCAGAUUUUAGUGCGGCAAAUUCAUAAUUUGAAAUUUAUAUGAAAAAUUGCGCGUAUAACCUCCACAAGAAAUUUUACCAACGUAUUAUAAAUAGAAAAAUCCAUAUAAAUUGAAAUAAUAGGAGUAGUAAACGAAACAAAAAAUUAUCGCCGAUAUCUUUGAAUCUGAAAAGAGAAUAUUUAAAUAAAUCGAAAACAAAUGACAGAAUAAGAAUUUAUCAAGGCUUAGACGAGAGAAAAAUAAUGAAAACUGAGAGCAAUUAUAUAGAUUAUCCGUCGAUGCUUAUUUCUGCUGACUCUAUAUCAACAGAGCACAGUUCAAGCACAAAAAAAGCUAAGUUUCAGCCACAGUUUAAUCGAUCUUCACAGGUCUCUUUAACGCAAAAGUAUGUAGAUUUGCCAAGAGUCAAUUCUUUUACUUAUUUAAAUUCUUAUCACCAGGGAUCAUCUGUGGAUCGUAAUCUUCAAUCUCAAUAUAGCAAAACGAGAGGAAAAGCACUAUGAGUUAGUGAUUUGUUAAAGAUCUUAUCCAAAGAAGCAGAGAAGCAAAUACAUAGCUCGCCAAGUAAAUCUGAAAUUGUGAUAGACCAAUUUAUUAAAUCUGACAAAAUUUCCUUGACAAAACCCUCAACCCCCAAAAAGAAAAGAAUGCCAGAAAAAAAUAAUGAAGAAUCAAACAAAACUAAGGUGCUUUACAAACAAAACCUUGUGCUAAACUUGCAAGAACCCAAGAAAUUUCUUAAACCAGAGAGUGAAACUUGGGUUCUACCUACAAUUAGAGACGAUAUACAUUAAAAUGGCGACAUAUAUAAGCCGGCCCUCUUGGUGCAACAGUCCAGACCUUAUGGCCACAGCAAACUGAGACGGUCUCCGAGAAAAGAAUCAAGUACAGCUGAAAAGAUAUAUAUCCGAGUAGGUUUUGGCUGCUUUCCUGUGGUUGGAAAUGGAGAUGCUGGACAACGUUCUUUGGAUUUGAGGACUCAUAGGAAUUCCUCUACCGAGAAGUCUGGGCUUUCGGCUCAGGCCAUAGUGGAGCAGCCUUUUUCCUGCAUUUGUUGAAGAAAGACACUUCGGCACUCAACAAACUCCAAGGAUCCUUGGAAUCAAACUACUCCAAUGGCUGCCUCAAUGUCGCAGAAAUCCAUAAGCCACUCUUAUCUUAUAGAAUCUAGCAGAAAUUUCUGCCUAACGAUCCUUAUGGAUCAUUUUGAACUUAAAAUUGGGUUUUUUCACAAAAAUAAGCGAUUUAUAUACCAAACUGCUUGCGCUUUUUCCUCCUCUUCCAGGUUUUCCCACCACUAUUGGUGUUUUCCCCCUUGACAACUGAAUUUGUCCCCAUUUCUUUAUUUCCAUCGUUUUCUGUGAUUUCCUUGCUUUCUCUGGCCCCCUUGAUUUCUUUGGCUUCUUUGGUUUCUUUGGUUUCUUUGGCUUCUUUGGUUUCUUUGGUUUCUUUGGCUUCUUUGGUUUCUUUGGUUUCUUUGGUUUCUUUGGUUUCUUUGGUUUCUUUGGUUUCUUUGGUUUCUUUGGCUUCUUUGGCUUCUUUGGUUUCUUUGGUUUUUUUGGUUUCUUUGAUUUCUUUGGUUUCUUUAGUUUCUUUGGUUUCUUUGGUUUCUUUGGUUUCUUUGGUUUCUUUGGUUUCUUUGGUUUCUUUGGCUUCUUUGGUUUCUUUGGUUUCUUUGGUUUCUUUGGUUUCCUUGGUUUCUUUGGUUUCUUUGGUUUCUUUGGCUUCUUUGGUUUCUUUGGUUUCUUUGGUUUCUUUGGUUUCCUUGGUUUCUUUGGUUUCCUUAGUUUCUUUGGUUUCUUUAGUUUCUUUGGCCUCCUUCUUUUCUAUGCUGUCGAUUUCGUAGGGUAGUGAUCGAAUUGAAUGAGAGGUCAAUAUCAACUCCCAUUCAUCCAUCACUAUUCCCUCCAAUCCUCCAACAGCUCGCAGCAAUUCUUGCUCCCAGUCAUCCUCUUCUACUUUUUCUUCAUCCUCUUCAACUUCGCUGUCCUCAGAAACUGUUCCUUCAUCUCCAAGAAUUUCUUCAACUCUAUCCCAAAACUCUUCAUCUCAAAACAAACUGUCUUCACUGUCACUAACACUAUAAUUUGAGUCAAUUUCGUCAAAAGAUCUUGCAUCAAGCUCACAAUCCUUGACUUUUCAUCAAGGCAGAAUAUUUUUGCAAUUCCCUUUUGUCUCCAUGAUUCACACAAAUAAAAAGUAUCCAUAAGCCACUCACUCAAGACUGAAGCAGCAAGGAGGAGACAGAGGUAUCAGAAGUGGACCUCAUUAUUAGGGAAAGACCCUUUAGGCUGGAGUUGAAAAGCAGUUGAAUCUCCUGUGCGGGAGGUCUUUGAUAACUGCACCACUAAUAUGGCUAACGUUGACUUUAAUAGCCUAGCCUAACCUACAAUUAGAGCCAAAUUAUCAAAAAUGCAGAGAAUGCAUACAUAA